AUUUUAACAGUAAGAUGUAGGUUUUUAUCAUGGUUGAAGCUAAUACGACAUGACGUUAGAGUGCAAUCAUCCAAUGUAAACAUUGGAGCUGGGAGUUAUCAAGGAGAUGAAGCAGGUAGCCAUGGGGAACAGUUGGAUAAUUCUGGUACCAAAAGUUCAAAUGAACCAACGAUACCAUUUUCAGGGUAUUACCUUCAAGCUAUUUCUGCUGUGCUACUUCUGUGUGCUCUGGCAUCUGCGUUUAUUGUUUUCUUUAAAGGACAGCCGUCCGCUGUUGUGGCUAUGCUAGCAAAGUCAGGUUUCACGGCAGCAUUUACACUGAUAUUUGUAUCGGAGAUUGGAGAUAAGACAUUUUUCAUUGCUGCACUACUCGCUAUGCAAUAUCAAAAAGCAUUGGUUUUACUUGGGUCAAUGGCUGCUCUUUCCCUCAUGACUAUCGUGAGUGUCGUGAUUGGACGGAUCUUUCAGUCUGUACCAGCACUGUUUCAAACAACGUUGCCCAUAGGAGAAUAUGCAGCAGUCGCACUCCUUGCAUUUUUUGGUUUCAAAUCGAUUAAAGAUGCAUGGGCACUUCCAGAUAAUGCAAAUGGGGAUCUUGAGGAGAAAUCUGAAUCUGGUGAACUGGCUGAAGCUGAGGAGCUUGUUAAGGAAAAGGUUUCUCAGAAACUCACCAGUCCUCUUGCGGUUCUCUGGAAGUCCUUCAGUCUUGUUUUCUUUGCGGAGUGGCGAGAUCGCUCUAUGCUGGCUACAAUUGCUUUGGGUGCUGCACAGGUCUGUUUACUACUACUUAGGAACAGCGCUUGCUUCUAG
Messenger RNA from Brachypodium distachyon (stiff brome), 810 nucleotides. Its product is annotated as GDT1-like protein 2, chloroplastic. The transcript is spliced from 7 exons. Gene Ontology annotation, biological process: Golgi calcium ion homeostasis; Golgi calcium ion transport; manganese ion transmembrane transport. Gene Ontology annotation, molecular function: calcium ion transmembrane transporter activity; manganese ion transmembrane transporter activity. The record is from RefSeq and is a predicted model, not a curated record. The annotation marks the transcript as partial. Gene Ontology annotation, cellular component: Golgi apparatus; chloroplast. Lineage: Eukaryota; Viridiplantae; Streptophyta; Magnoliopsida; Poales; Poaceae.